UCAUGUCAGAAUGGGUCAUCUGUACCUUCCUGGGUCUAUAGUGGACGUGAAGGUCAAGUACCUGGUUUGUCUGUAAAUAAUAUGUCAAACUGCGUGAGAUUAUUCUUUUGUAACUACUCAUUGAUGCGUGGACCAAGAAAAGACAUUUCACAGUGUCCCUGUUGAAAUGUCCACUGCUUACACACGCAAAUGCAUGUGUGUAAUUUCAGCAUAUUUACUUUUCUUGUUAAGACAAACUUUCUUUUAAUGUCAUCCAUUAGGCUGAAAUUAGUGAGGUGAUACUCUGUAGAUUUAUAAUUGUUGGACCAGACUUGGUAGAAAUGCAGUGGUUCGCAAUGACAGAAAGCCCUUUUAACUUCAGCACCAUUUAUGUGCUGCAAAUUCUGUUAAAAGACAAUUCUGUUAAUCAAUAAGUGCCUCCCUGAGGUUAAAGUUCAUGUGCAGAAACUGAAUUAAAUGAAUUGCUAGUUUGAAGAUUGUUACAAAUUUGGCUCGGGUCUGAAAACCAAAUCUUUUAUAAAGCGAACUUUGCACCUACAAUCCUCCUCUUCUGCUCGGCUAUUAUUUUCUAACAAUGUAGUGUUGUUCUGCCCGUUUGGCAUCCUGCGCUAAACGACCAUCUUGAUGUGGCACAUAGAAAUUCAUUAACACACUAGAAGGAAAAAAAACAUCAUAAUAUCCUCUUUUUUUUUUCAGUCGGUCUUUCCAAAAAAGUGCCCCUAUUUCACAAACCAGUGUUGCUGUUUCCUCUUCAGGUUUACACAAGCACCUUUCAGCUGGUUGCACAUUUACUGUCAGUCUGUGUCUGGAUCAUGACUAAUAUGAGUUCAGUAAAGUAAUGCAGAAAGAAAAGUCCCAGCCGGGGCUCUGAGUAUCUUCUGCUAAUGCAGGGAGGCGUCUUAUCGCUGCCGUGCACGUUCAGAACCCGCCUGGCGCACUGAAGGGCGUAUGCACGCUGCCGCUCUUCUGUUGCGACGAUUAGCCAACCGACACAGACCCUGGACGGCCCAACGUGUAAUGUAAAUCCACGUAGGUGUGUCCUUUUCAUUAUAUUUUGUUUAGCGGAUCCUAACCUAUGUGACUCAUUUAUACACAGACCGUGCUCGUGUUUAACACGAGUACCGUAGAAACCCGGUGGUAAAUGUUAAUUUGCAAGUAAAUUAUGAACAAAGGCAACAUAUUCUGUUGCAAACCUGACAAUGAUCUAAUCUGUUUAAGUUGCAUCCAAAUGUGAACACACUUGAUUCUUUAAUCUCCCUGUUUUUGGUUCACUUUCCAUUACCGCGCUCUUGUUUAUUGACUUUGAAUGAUUUGUAAAUUGUUUGGAAAAAGUUUGAUUUGGACAAACAGAUACUUGGAUAUUACAGACUUUCCUUCAAUGUAUCCACUUUGUCACAAAUUGUUUUUACAGCCCCAAAAGUUCAAUACUUUUAUCAGUAUUAGAGCGUUAAAAGUCUGGUAAUGAUACAUACAGGUCAGGCCAAUAGUCAUUUUGUGGCUGUGAAGUGGACAUCAUUGGGCCUCAUUCACCAGAUGUUCUUAAGAACAAACGUGUGCUUAAGUGCCACAAAGAUUCUGGCAUUCCCAUGUUUUCUUAUUUGGGAUUUGUUCUUCGGUUAGAGCUAAUUUACGCCCACCCAAGAGCACUCGUACACACAAUUGAGACCUGACAUGUUUUUAUUACUUUACACAUAAUGAAAUAUGUUUGUUUUAAUAAAUACACGCUACACUUGCACUUCUGCUCAUUUGUUUCCUGCGCUUUGAAUGGCCAUGUUGUAUGCUGUGUGUUAGGCCUGUAUUCAGUAACUAGCCUUGCCUUCCAUUCACAUCCAUUAUGUUAGCGAGGAACCUUGCCAUUCACAAUUAAGUUUUUCUUUUUCUUUUGGAGUCGAGGCCUCCACCGUCUCUCCCACGUCUUUUUGGACAUUUCUCUGAGUGUGCACGCGGCCAUGCCGUCUAGUGCCCUUUUAUGGGAAUAAACGGGGCGUUAACCUUUGCUAAAUAGGAGCAAUGUGGGACGAGCUUUCAAUUUACGACAUAUCGGGAUUCAUCAUUCUAAGACUGCACCUGCGAACAAUUCCGCUGUUUAGGAACACGUCACGAAUCACACGUAAACUUUCUGAAGAACAAAUGUAAUGUAAGAAAUAACCUGUGAAGAUAUUGGUAAAUGAGGCCCGCCAUUUUCUGGUGUUCAGUGUCAAUGCAAGAACAAACAUGCCACUGUUUUACAUCCUUUCCCAGACCAACAGAUUUCCCACAAGUUUACACCUUACUGCAAUUUACGUACAUGUUCAUACACAUAUGAGUAUUCGGCUUUUGCUUCGUGUAGACGUACCUGUGCCUUUGGUCUUACUGGGAUGAGAUGUAUUCAUAUAGUUACCACAGCCUGGUCCUGUGAAUCAGUUUGAACUGCCUGUGGCUUUCUACUCGCCCACAAUCAUUUCCCCUUCAGACUAUCUUGAGAGCAAACUGAUAAUGUAAGCAGUUAAACAAUGGGACUUGUGGUGAAUUUAUUCAGUCAUAUAAACCGUACUACCAAGUUCAUUGUGCCCCAUCUACCAAAAUCUUUAUCAAACGGAAAUGAAAUAGAUAUUUUAUUGUUUGGCCAAAGGACGGAAACCUGCUGAAGAAGAUAGACGUAGCCGAUCUCUUGAGGCAGCUCCAUCUCUUUGCAGAUAAAAACAUGUUUUGUGGUGUCCAGAUAUCUUUGCACGGUUGAGUCAAACAAAGAGCUGCCAAAACCUCCCACACCAACCUCAGGGGGAAGACACACAUCACUCAGUCAGGACCUCAGUGCUGCCAAGUGCACUUCACGUCAGAACAACGUGUCGGCACGAGGGGGAACAAACCGACGAGGAUGCAGAGCCUGCAGCCAGAGCCCAAUGCACAGUACAGGAGUGUGUACCAGGCGCUGAAAAGGAUCAUCCAGACGGAGGGGAUGCUCAGACCGCUCAGGGGCCUCAACAUCACCAUGAUUGGAGCGGGACCCGCACACGCGCUCUACUUUGCCUGCUACGAACGGGUCAAACAUUCGCUGAGCGACGUCAUUCAGAGUGGCGGCAACAGCCAUUUAGCCAAUGGUGUGGCGGGUAGUGUGGCCACCGUUCUCCACGAUGCAAUCAUGAACCCAGCUGAAGUGGUAAAGCAGAGGAUGCAAAUGUACAACUCCCCGUACCGAGGGCUUUGGGACUGUCUCCAAACAGUAACCCGCAACGAGGGUUUUGGCGCCUUCUACCGCAGCUACAGCACGCAGCUGACCAUGAAUAUCCCCUUCCAGGCCGUUCACUUCAUCACCUACGAGCUGAUGCAGGAACAGCUGAAUCCUCACAGACUUUACCACCCCGGCAGCCACAUUGUGUCGGGAGCGGCGGCGGGCGCCCUCUCCGCCGCCGUAACGACUCCCCUCGACGUCUGCAAAACUCUGCUCAACACGCAGGAGAACGUGGUGCUCAGCUCCGUGAACGUCAGCGGCCACUUGUCGGGAAUGGCCAACGCCUUCAGGACGGUGUACCGGCUCGGCGGCCUGGCGGCCUUUUUCAAAGGGGCCCAGGCUCGGGUCAUAUACCAGAUGCCCUCCACCGCCAUCGCCUGGUCCGUGUACGAGUUCUUCAAGUACUUCCUGACUAAGCAGCGGCAUGAACAGCAGGCGGCACCCGGGCCGAGGUAGUGGAGAGUGGCUUUUGGAGCAAAACCGCGGAGGUGAUUCCAAACCGGAGCGUCGGGAUCUCGCUCUGUGACGUUUGAGGAAACGCGUCCGUCGUCGUCGUCUCGCAGGGAAGUCGUGGCGGUGAAGGAGGGGCUGUCCCUAUUGUUCACUCACCUAAAUCUGUGUGUGUUCACGUUAAGAUGUUGCGCAACCAGGAUUACGCAACAGAGGUUGCAAUGCGUCAAAGGACAGUCACACAAGGAAGAGCCGGUCAUCUUCCUCCUUCACCCUACAAACACUUUAUUUUUAAACGUUGAGGCCGUGGAAUGAAGUUGUCACGAAGGACGUGUAUAUAUCUUGUGUGUUGGAGCUUUUUAUUUAUUUUGUUAUGCGUCAGGGGCUUCAAUUUAUUUUUUAUUUUUUAUGGACUUGGUGGAAACACAAUGCCGUUUGUUUGUUUCUUUUUGUAUUUACAGAAGAGAACACACACAUUCAACAAAUUCCUCAUUUUUACUCCACAACAGCUGCGCUUUCCAAGUGCCUCAUAAACAUUAAACACCACUUCACCAUGUUUGCCUGCUGCUUUUUGGAGUAGGAAAUCCAAUUUCCAUGUUUACUUUUUCUAGCAAAGAGGUGUAGCAGAAGUGCUUUAUUCUGAAAUAAGAUGACAUGUUAUAGGGGGUCUUUAUGCCAUAACUUUCUUAACUGAGUUUGGUAUUGUCUAUGCACCACACUGUCAAAUGCCAGUAAUCUGCACUCCUAUUUUUGUUUUAUAUCAGUUUUCUUUAAAUGCAAAGUACACUUUUCCUACUUAGAGACCCUCCUUCUCUCACCGUAUCAAGGUCUAUAGGUGGUGAUAGUCCAGCUAUUUGCAUUGUUAAAGUCGAACAAGGCUGUUACUUGGGACGUUUUCUGUGUCCCAACCAUGCAUUUGUACUGGUUUCUGUGUCAUAAUGACCUUGAACCUAAAGGUUGUUGAUUAUAUAUUAAAUAUGUUUGCAGUAGGAGUGAACAUUUGAAUGCAAACUCUGUGAUCCAAAAUGUGUCCAUUGCAACUUUUCUUUUAUUUUGAAACUGGGGGGCCACUUUGUUACCAUGAGACCAGUUAUUCCUUUUAUUGUCACUCAUCCUGUUGUAGUUUCACAUUUCCUGUGUGCUCUUUGCUCUCUCCAACCUCUUGAAUAUUUUCCAUUCAGUAGUCAAGAAAUUCCUCCAGAAACUGAUGUUAUCCAGCGAGCAGUUAGAUUUAUUUGUUUUUAAUCAUGGAGUUUUUUUCCCUCCCUUUGGUAAAGUUCAGAGAGUUGGUCAGAUUCCCGUGGUCUCACAAACCCUCAGAUUCUUGUUGCUUGUAGAGUGUCACUAUACCAAAGACAUGCGCUGUAUUCUAUGCAUCUUCCUUUUAACUGAAGUGUCAUGCCAUCCAUUGCCGCGUUGUUUCCAACCAAAAUAAUCUUCGCUUAAAUUCUAAAUCCUCUAGACGCUUGAAGUCGGAAAAGUAUUUUAUGCCUCAGCGUUUCCAUUUCCCCCCUUUGAAAUAUUUUAUGGACGUCUUCAGUACUACAGGAAAAGGAAAACUGGUAUGAUGUUUGGAAAGGUAUUUGGAAAGAUUACAUGAUGAUCUGUAUUUAGUUUUUAAAAAUGUUUUGCUUCCAACUAUUUGGAAGCAAGAAACUGUUUCAACGUCAGUUGCACGAGUUGCUUUGGGCCUUACAUGAAUGGACGGGCUGUUUUCUCAGCUUGAAUAUAAAAGUGUCUCAAUUAGCAGAGAUUCACCGUGUUAUUUUAAGUUUUCUCAGUUUGCUGCCUGCAUUGUUUUUGUUUUGGUUCAGUUGAGUCUACUGACAAAACUCAAGCAAGUUAUAUUUGUUUUGCAUUAUAAUCAUUGCUUUUCCUUCCUCUUUUAUUUUUUUUUUAAAGUUGAUUCAUGGUAGUGAAUUCAGAUUUCCAAACUGUUUUACAAUACUUUUGUCCUGUUCUUAUAAAGUGUCAAAUUGUUUCUAAUAGAUUGUUUUUUCACGUUUUAAAGCUGACAGGAGAGCUGAUAUUCUAUGAGGGUUUCCAUCGUGUAAAUAGUUUUAAUACGCACAAAUCAUUUUCAAGGAAGCUGGGAUGUUUUUUGUUUUGAAAGAUUGAGAAGAUGAUCAUGCAAAUAUGAAAUGAUUGUGAUAAUGCUGCUGCAUUAUGUAACACUGGAGCUGAAAUAAACAUGCAAGUGAGGAAUGCAGCGUUUUUGUGCUUUCUGCCUCUGAACCGAA
Molecule: messenger RNA, 5901 nt
Organism: Gasterosteus aculeatus aculeatus (three-spined stickleback)
Lineage: Eukaryota; Metazoa; Chordata; Actinopteri; Perciformes; Gasterosteidae
Source: RefSeq, a predicted model, not a curated record